Molecule: messenger RNA, 1705 nt
Organism: Anarrhichthys ocellatus (wolf-eel)
Lineage: Eukaryota; Metazoa; Chordata; Actinopteri; Perciformes; Anarhichadidae
Product: organic solute transporter subunit alpha
Source: RefSeq, a predicted model, not a curated record
AUGGGACUGAUCACAGACUUCUUUGGAGGGAAAGCUUGUAUGCUGGCUGCUUUGUCUGGACAGCAGGUAUCUCCAGAUCCUUUCCCCUGUUGCUGCUGCUGCUGUCUCCCAAUGGUGGCCAUCAGCAGGUACACCAGAAACACUUGCAUCCAAUCUGGGAUUGUUGUCCGCAGCAUCUUGUUCUUUGUCACUCUGGUCCUAUGGACAGAUGAACAGUAUGACUAUGGUGAUGUGGAUUCAGUCAACCCCAACCUGUAUGUGAACGGUAUCAUAUCCGUGUCGACCUUCGUGUCCUUCUACAGCCACCUUCUCUUUUAUAAAGCCACUAAGAGUGCUUUACAUGGUUAUGGGCUGAGAGCCAAGUUCAUCUGCGUCAUUGUGGUGUUGGUGCUGUGUGGCCUGCAGAGUGGCAUCUUAGAGACCAUGGGUGAUCUGGAGGUUAUCCCCUGCACACCACCCUUCUCUGUCCUGACCAGGUCCCAGUUGAUCUACCACUACUGUGUGAUUGUGGAGAUGUUCUGCAUCGGCCUCUAUGCCCGCCACACUUUCCGUAAGGUGGAGCCGAGCGUGGUGGAGGAUGUAGAGGGGCCCGUCAGAGUCUGGCAGGAGGAAAAGGCUGUUCAAACAGAUGACGAUCAGAUGACACAUCACAGGCCCGGCCUGCUCGGCCGCUGCCUCGCCAGUGCCUCCAAUCCCAGUAACAGCAGUGACAGCGAGGACAGCCUGUGCAGGAUAGAGCAUGCACCUCUGGAUGGUUUCCCCUUCCCUCAGGCCAGAGGUCAACAGCCAGGCAGGCCAGAACCAGUGGAACCCAGGUUUGCAGAGGAACCGGGUGUAGAUCUGACCCACAUUACUGUCAGGGCUGAUAUUAACUAUCAGGACUCUAAGGAUGUCACUGUGGUUUGACCAACUAUGGAGGACCUUUAAUAAAAGACUGAGUAAGUUUACAUUCAACCACUGAAGAUGCUGGUACUGACGAGGGUCUGUGUGGGGCCCCAAGGACCUGGACUAUGAUAAAUAGGUCAAAAAGUGACACACUUACCCAACAUAUAGGAAACUGUGCCAACUGUAAACUGCUGGCACAAGCUUUAGCAGAAUGAGGAUCAAUGUAGAAGUCUUGGGAAAUGUUGCUCUUUGUAAUCCCUGGAUGUGUUUUGUUAUGUAUUUUUAAUAUUUUUUGCUUUGCAGUUGUGUAUACCUCACACACUAAUCCUCAUAAUUUGUGGAAGAUAAAAGGCAUGAUGAAUACAUGAGAAGAAACGGUGGCCCUUUAAAGUCCUGUGCCACAAUAUACAGAUUACCUUGCUGCAUGUACCUGCAGCAUUGCUUCUCCUCGAUCUACUGUUGCUUGGAUAUCAUUUAAAUGUGGCUUUUGGUGAAAGUGUCUGCCAAAUGAAUGAUAGCUUUUCCCCCAGGCAUCGACUGUUUGUACACUGGUUCUACAUUUAAAGUCCAACUGAAAUGAAAUGACAUCUUUGUUUGAUGUACUAGUAACUACAGCAUACAUGUCUGAUGUGUAAAUCACAUAAAACCAUGACAAUAUUUUUCAGUUAAAUGACACCCCAUGGCAUGACUCAUCAGCUCUGUCUAUGAAUAUUGAAUCCAGCCAAUCAAAUCAUCCAUCAUCUUUCUGCUUAUCCUUUACAGCAGGGGUCUUCAACGUUUUUCAGGCCAAGGACCCCCAAACUGAUAGAGAGAUGGAGCA